This is a messenger RNA of Penicillium waksmanii, 1368 nucleotides long. RefSeq lists its product as uncharacterized. Gene Ontology annotation, cellular component: nucleus; cyclin-dependent protein kinase holoenzyme complex. The coding region runs from base 1 to 1368 and encodes 455 amino acids. NCBI's taxonomy places the organism in Eukaryota, Fungi, Ascomycota, Eurotiomycetes, Eurotiales, Aspergillaceae. Gene Ontology annotation, molecular function: protein kinase binding; cyclin-dependent protein serine/threonine kinase regulator activity. The transcript is spliced from 2 exons. The record is from RefSeq and is a predicted model, not a curated record. Gene Ontology annotation, biological process: regulation of cyclin-dependent protein serine/threonine kinase activity.
AUGCCGUCUUUCUACUCCACAGGCCACGGCCUGCCCACCCCUCCUCACGUCAACAGCGGCGGUCGCCUGGACGAACCCCAGUUCUACCCCAUCGGCUACCCUGCGUUCCCGCCUCGCUACCACCAGAGCGGCUCCGAAUUUAUCGAACAGUUCUCGCAAUCCAUGUGCUACGGAAAGCCAAACGCGAUGAACCUACACCCUUCGUCGGCACAUCCAAUCCACGCUCGGGAUAUGCACGCCAUGGGCCAGCAGCAGAUGUAUGGACCGAUGGCAAACGCUUUGCCUCCGAUCCGCUCCAAUGUCCAGCUUCCCCCCAUGGAUAGUGCGAUCCCGCAACAGUACCGUCGCCAGGAUAUCGCCCCGAUGAAACAACAGCAUCAGGAACAGCCCCGCAAGGAGGAGAAAGCUACCGGAGGCGUCGCCGCUCAUCUGGAUUACGAGAUGGAUCGCAUGUCCGACUUCGUGGCGGAAAUGACCCAGGGAAUGUAUGAUUUGUACAACACCAAAAUCACCCUUUCAGAUAUUGACUUCGCGCGAAGCAUCUCCCCAGGAUCCUCAGUUCCCCCGCAGUUUCGGAAAUACGUCUAUCAAAUCUUGUCUUCGACACGCCUGCCAAGCUCGACUAUUCUUCUCGGCCUCUUUUACCUGUCCAGCCGCAUGCGAAUGCUCUCUUCGCAGCGCGUCUUCCAGUCAAGCAGUGGCCAAAUUUAUCGCAUGCUGACCAACAAGUCGUGGGCCGAAGUUAGCAACAUUCCCGUGGCUGAAUUGAACAAACUGGAGCUCGAGUGGCUCUUCGCCUUUGACUGGAAGAUCCACGAUCGUAUUUAUGAACAACAGGAUGGCUUCGCCUCGUGGCGUCGUCACUGGGACACCUGGAGCGCCAAGGCUAACGUUCGUGCACAUGAGUCUCGCCAGACCCUGUCGCCUCUGGACACCAACGUCGUUCGUCAGCAGACCACCUCCAAGCCCCUCAUGUCGCCCGAAGGUCCUAUCCCGCCUCAAUACCAACGCGGCACCCACGUUGAAAGUUCCUGGCUCAACCCGGCAGCCUCCGAGUACUCGCCGCCCUCGGCUCCGCACAGUGGACCGAAUACGCCCGACUACUACUCGGUUGGUCCUUGGGCCUACUCGAACCCGCCUCCGCCCUAUUCGCGAGCUUGGAUGCCCCCGCCGCCCCAGUACAUUCUCCAGUCCGCACCCCGAUCGCAACCCCCGUCCUACCAUCAUACUCCGGCGUAUGGUCUGCCCUUCGCUCAGAGUGUCUGGACCGGCCAUGGAUCGUCUUGUGCUUGCAUGUACUGUGCCAAGCAUCUUGAGCAUUACAUGUGCAACAGCGCCUUCCCUGCGCUACAGCCUAUUGCCGCAUAA